GCAAUAAUGUCCUAUAAUAUUGAUUUAUUUAUGUGAUAGGUAUAUAUUUCGGUAUGGUCUGUAGUUCCGAAAAUCAAUCAAUCGAUCAAUUCUACGGUAGGUGUUAUCUUUCAAAAUGAAUUACAAUCAGUAUCAUUGAGUCAUCAGGCUUGUAAGAUAUGGAGUGAAAUUUACCCAAUAAACGAUUGAUAUUUAUCAUCUCGUAUCAAAUUUGCGCGAUAAGGUAUUAUUUAGGAAUACUUUAAUCGGUUACCUUAGUCGGUAGUAAGUAUCGCAGUGUUGUGCUUGUAUGAAUGCAUAUGCCUUGGCGUAAUAGCUCUUAUGUGUGUUUUCUAAAGUGCUGCAAUAUUGCCGUCGACGAUUCUGAGGACUGUUUCAUGCAAUGGCUAGUAGAAAUUACACCAUAAACGAGCCAAAUGUGGCAAAUGGCAAGCCAUUGCCAAGUGACAGUUCUUCUGAAUCCUCGGCGGAGGCGCGCGCGUCAUGGGGCAGCCCGCUAGAGUUCAUACUAGCGUGCCUCGGCUACGCCGUCGGGCUGGGCAACGUCUGGAGAUUCCCUUAUCUGUGCUAUAGAAAUGGAGGAGGUGCCUUCCUCAUUCCUUUCUUCCUUAUGCUCGUCUUCAUCGGUCUACCAAUCUUCUUCUUGGAGCUUUACAUUGGACAAUACUCAGGCAUCGGACCACUUCAAGCAUUCACGGCUAUUUCACCUUUUUUUAGUGGCCUGGGCUACUGCACUUUAGUAGUCAUUACUAUUAUAUCAAUCUACUAUAUGAUCAUCGUGGCAUGGACAUUGUUUUAUACCAUUGUAUCUUUCGCUGGAAAAUUGGAUUGGGGAUCGUGUGAAAAUGAAUACAAUUCCUUAGCCUGCUACAGUGGAUCAUACGAUACGGAGUGCAAAAUUCGAGGCAACAACUCGGGUCUAGCGACCGAUCUUACGUACUUUGAACGUGAUUGUAUUUCCAUUGGUGACAUAUGCGAGCGAACUGGAUACCAGCCCUAUGAUGGUUUCUCGUGCCUAAACGGAACAGAGGCCAUACCUUGGUAUUCGAAUAUCACAAGGGUUUUGGCUUCAGAAGAGUAUUACAACGAACGCGUACUAGGCAUUGGCGACGCGACUUGGGAAAAUUGGGGCACGAUACAAUGGCAUCUUGUUGGGUGUCUCGCGUUGUCCUGGUUUGUGGCCUUCCUUGUCGUCAUCAAAGGCGUACAAUCAGCGGGAAAAGUUGUGUAUUUCACAGCUCUGUUCCCGUAUGUGAUGUUAACAGCACUUCUAGUCAGAGGUGUCACCUUGGAGGGGGCAACAGACGGCAUGUUGUUUUUCAUAACGCCAACAUGGGAAACACUUUUGGACGCCAGAGUUUGGGGGGAUGCAGCGUCGCAGAUCUUCUACUCAUUUGGCGUCGGCUGCGGCUCUCUAGUUACGCUGGCUUCUUAUAACCACUUCCACAACAACUGCCACUUUGACGCCGUGUUCGUCAGCUUGGCCAAUUUCCUUACGUCCAUUUACGCUAGUUUCGCCGUCUUCUCUGUUCUCGGCUUCCAAGCGCAGCUCAUGGGGGUUACCGUGGAUGACGUUGCAUCAGAUGGCCCUGGUCUGGCGUUCAUUGCAUACCCAGAAGCCUUGCUUCAGAUGCCAGUGGCUCAGCUCUGGUCCAUUCUGUUUUUCCUGAUGCUGUUUAUCCUGGGCCUCGGAAGCCAGUUCGCCGGCAUUGAGGCCAUCAACACAGCGAUCGUUGAUCAGUGGCCGUCUUUGAGGAAGAACUAUUGGAUGGUUACCGCAUUUACUUGUUUCUCAUGCUUCAUCAUGGGGAUACCAAUGUGCUUCAGUGGAGGAGUAUACCUGCUUACUCUGCUAGAUUGGAAUACAGCAUCAUGGGCCAUCUUACUUAUAGGAAUGGCAGAGUGCAUGUCUGUGGCGUGGAGUUACGGCAUCAACCGAGCGAUGGCCAAUCUAGCGACGAUGAAUAUGAAGAUGAACAAAAUCCAACGGUUCUUCUGGAAAGCAGUCUGGACUGUCAUUUGUCCGGUCGGCAGCUUCGCCAUUUUAGUUUUCAUCCUAGCGGACUGGACCCCGCCUGCGUAUGGGAACUACGAAUUUCCAUUUUUCGCUGACUUCCUCGGCUGGGUAGUGGGAUUAUCCACGCUUAUGUUCUUCCCGGUUGGAGUAGGCUGGGCUCUCUAUAAAGGCUAUCGUGGAAUGGAGUUAUUCACCCCCACCCCUACUUGGAAGCCAGCUGUCAAAACCGAAGCCCCCGCCUCAGGCUCGACGGACACCCUCGACGAGAAUGGCGCUGACAAUGCAGCCUUCAGAACAUAGGCUUCUGGAUUUGACAUUAUUAGUCAAUGUUACCAUAUCGACGUACUCGGCUUGUAUUUUACGUCUAUAACUAUAAUAGUUGCUAAUUAGCUAAGUUAAAGAUCUGACAAGCUAUUCAAUUGGUCGAUAUAUUAUGUACAUAUAAUUAGUGUAUGUGGUUUGUCCAAAUUGGACAGGACUUGUUAGUUAUUAUCAUUUAAUUUCUAAGGUAUAAAUGUAUAAAGUUGCUUUUGGAUGCGGACACAUUUAAUGAAAUUUUUAUAAUUUUAUUUCUAUUUAAAAUGUAUAUUUCUGAGUUAAGUAAUUUUUAUAUUAUUUAUUUAAUUAAAUGUUGUCUUAUAAGCAAUUAUUUACUAUAUUAAAAGCCUAUUAUUCAUUCCUCAUAUUAUUACAGCUAAAAAGCUACUAUGCUUUCACAUAAAAUGUACAAUUGAGAAAAACAUAAACAGUAAUAAGGCAUAAAAAUGUAUCUAGGUGCAUUCUGCCCCUACACGUACUACCACGCGCGUUAAAUUCCAAGUUCAACUAAUUUUCCAGUGUCACUUGGUGGAGGGGUAGCAAAAUACUAAUAAAUAUAUAUCUGUCUAUAGACUUUAAAGCUAGAAAGUUGGAAGUAAACAAGACAUGACGCGUAAAGCUUGCUCGCCAAUGCAAAAUAAUCAUCACUAUAGAAUAAACUAUAUCAUACCCCUAAAUCGAGUACCUAAUCAUCUGAAACCUUGAUAAUGUUUAUGUAGAUAUAUCUAAACAAGGUCCCAAAUUGAUUCGAUGCUUUCAUAAAUAACAAAAGCCCAUCCUACAUGAGAAAAUGUAUCAAAUAAAAAAGAAUUGACAUAUUAUCCCUAACACUGGCGACUGAUUUGCGACUCGGGGUUUUGGUAUGUACGCCACAUAUAUGCUCUUGUGGCACGAACGUGGACUGACUGGGACACCAUGGAUUAUCUUGUCAAAAAAGUGUAGGUCGUUUUUCAAGACAUGCGUAGCUUAAUGAAAUAAUCCGUCGAACUCUUGCCACCAUCAAUGUGCCUGCUCUUCUUGAGCUGACUGGCAUUAUCAGGCAAGAUGGAGGACGGAUGUUAGUAUGGGAUGCUACCUGCGUAGACACACUGGCACCAUCCCACCUCCAACGGACUAAUGUAAAAGCGGGCACAGCGGCGGAAAGCGCCGAAAUUUUGAAACGUAAUAAAUAUAAGAGCCUCGGAAUAGAGAGUACCAUUUUGUACUAUUUAGCGUUGAAACUCUAGGUCCAUGGGGUCCCAGCGUGUACAAGUUUUUUGGAGAAAUCGCGAAACGUCUGGUUGACGUAACUGGCGACCGAAGAGCUGGCGGCUUCCUCGCACAGCAUCCUUGGUACAAUGCCUCAAGGGCCUAUUUUAGAUAUAAGCUAGUUAUAUAUAUCCAUUUUGUAUAUUGUUAUUGUAAAUAAAGAGGUUUACUAUUA
Cydia pomonella (codling moth) is the source of this 3758-nucleotide messenger RNA. Its product is annotated as sodium- and chloride-dependent glycine transporter 1-like. Gene Ontology annotation, molecular function: glycine transmembrane transporter activity. Gene Ontology annotation, cellular component: membrane. The coding region runs from base 383 to 2317 and encodes 644 amino acids. Gene Ontology annotation, biological process: sodium ion transmembrane transport. The record is from RefSeq and is a predicted model, not a curated record. NCBI's taxonomy places the organism in Eukaryota, Metazoa, Arthropoda, Insecta, Lepidoptera, Tortricidae. The transcript is spliced from 12 exons.